Molecule: messenger RNA, 2947 nt
Organism: Amphiprion ocellaris (clown anemonefish)
Lineage: Eukaryota; Metazoa; Chordata; Actinopteri; Pomacentridae
Product: signal transducer and activator of transcription 1-alpha/beta-like
Exons: 25
Coding region: 142-2478 (778 amino acids)
Biological process (GO): type I interferon-mediated signaling pathway; regulation of cell population proliferation; response to peptide hormone
Molecular function (GO): DNA-binding transcription factor activity, RNA polymerase II-specific; RNA polymerase II cis-regulatory region sequence-specific DNA binding
Source: RefSeq, a predicted model, not a curated record
GGAAUCACACGGUCAGUGGGCGUGUCCGCUGUCUAUAAAUACACCUCCUCCCGGCUGCCAUUCCCACAACAGUGUCUUCUGUCUACCCCUUGUCCUACAGUCCUCAUCGAUACACCGCAACGACGAGCACCGACAGCUGAGAUGGCCCAGUGGCAGGCCCUGCUGCAGCUGGAUUCAGGCCUCCAGAGGCAGGUGAGCCAGCUGUAUGAGGGAACCUUCUCCAGAGAGAUCCGCCACUAUUUGUGCCACUGGAUAGAGAAGCAGAACUGGGAUUUGGCAGCUGUGGAUGUAAACACAGCAAUCAGCUGUUUCCAUGCUCUCCAGGAGUAUCUUGAAGAACUGUGGAAGCGUUCUGUCCAGGAGAACAAGAUUUUGCAGGGACCGAACUUUUUAAACAUGAAAGACUCCUUGGUGAAACAAUUUCAAAAUGAGCCACAGAACUUGGCCAGAAUUCUCUCACACUGCCUGAAGGAGGAAAAGAAAAUUCUGGCUUUGGCUCCCAAGGUGCAGGGUUGCAACAAUCCAGGCAUGGAACAAAACUCUGCAGAGUUGGACAACAAAGUCAGUGGCCUGAAACAGCAGACUUUGGAGGUAAAGGACGAAAUUAAGACACUGGAGGAUCUAUAUGAACAGCUCGACCUGAUACAGAAGACCUGGCAAAGCCGAGUUCAGCAGUGUAAUGGACUGAACCAGUCCCGUGCUGCUGUGGAAGAAGAUUGUCUUAAGCGGGCAAGUUUCAUCACGCAAACAAAGCAGAUUGUGCUGCAGCAGUUAUAUGACAUUUUAAACCACGCAUCCCAGGUUGUGACAACUCUCACUGAUGUGGAGCUUCCUACAUGGAAGCACAGACAGCAGAUGGCCUGCAUUGGAAGCCCAGUUGACACUUCUCUGGACCACCUCCAGAAGUGGUUUACUAUUGUUGCUGAAGUGAUUGUAGGAAUACGUGAACAGCUGCAGAAACUGCAAGAGCAGAACAACAAAUACAACUGCACUGAUGCUUCCAGCCUUGCUGCUACAAUGGUGGAAAUUGAGAAGUUUGCACUGUCCUUGUUGACAAAGCUUCUCACAAAUGCUCUGGUGGUUGAGAAACAGCCUGUCAUGCAGAAUUUACCACAACGACCUUUAGUACUUAAGACUGGUGUGGGAUUCAAAGUGAAAGUAAGGUACUUGGCAAACCAUCCUGAAUUCAAGCGCCGCCUCAAACCUGUCAAACCUGUUUUUGACAAGGAUGUUGAAGAAGCCAAGACAGUCACUGGAUUCCGUCACUUUGAAUUUGAAAGGGACGACAAGAAGGUGUUGGACGUAGAACCACCCGGUGAUUUGAUAGCAGAAUUUAGGAACAUGUCUCUCAAGGAAAGAAGAGAGAAAAGUAAAGCAUCAUGUGAGGGCUCUGUUAGUCCUGCUGGAGCUCCUGGAGUCCCUGCCUCAACUGCUGCAAAGAGUCGUCCGGGAGUCACUGAAGAACUCCACAUCAUUAAGUUUGUGACAGAGUUAGAGUACGCUGGACUGAAGUGUAACAUCGAGGCCAGCUCCCUGCCUUUGGUUGUCGUCUCCAGUACCGCUCAGGUGGCCAGUGCCUGGGCCUCCAUCAUGUGGUGCAGCAUGCUGUCUACCAGUGGAUCAAAGAACCUGUCGCUGUUUGUCGACCCUCCUCCACUCACCUGGGAACAGCUGGCACAGGUUCUGAGCUGGCAGUUUUUGUCUGUUGGCCAACGAGAGCUUGAUGAAGACCAGCUCUCCAUGCUAAGAGACAAAAUUGUGGAUCCUGAUGGUCUUGUGCACUGGAGCAAGUUCUCCUCCAAGAAUGGAAGUCCCUGGAUUUGGAUUGAUGGAAUCCUGGAUUUAAUCAAAAAACACUUGGUGGAUCUUUGGCGAGAUGGAUACAUCAUGGGUUUUGUGAGCAGGGAGAGGACCGAGCUUCUACUGAAGCCAAAAAAGCCCGGAACCUUUCUGCUCCGCUUUAGUGAGACCAACAAAGACGGAGCCAUCAGCUUCAGCUGGGUUGACCACUCCAAUGGCGAGCCUCAUGUGCAUGCAGUGCAGCCCUAUAGAAAGAAAGAGCUGUUGUCAAUGUCUCUGCCAGACCUUAUUUACCACUACAUUCUGACUCAUCAGGGAGAGACCAGGAAUCCUUUGCUCUAUCUUUACCCUGACAUCCACAUAGACACUGCCUUCAGACGCUACUACAAAAUUUUGGAAGUGCCGAUACCUAAUGUGAGCACCGAUGGAUACGUCGGCAGAAAAAAUACUUCUGUAUCAAUCAUUCCUACACCACCUCCGUCUCCACCCACAGAGACCUUCAUGAUGGAUAUCGACACAGAUGUGGACACCUGUACUGACCAUCGACAAGUGAUGGAAGACCUCUUCCCUGAUUUAUUGGACUCACCUGGACAAGAUGUGCUCACCUCAACUCACCUCUAUCCACAGUUACCUCAGGACAACUUUGCUCUUCCUUUGGGCUCUUUUGAAGGUCUCUGAAUCAGAGAGUUAUCAGAAUGAGAAAUGUAUCAAGCACAAGGUAUGUGUUUUGGCACAAAUUUAGUAAUAGAAUGCAAUUAAAAAAAGAACAAGAUCUCUUAAUGUAAGAUUUACAUUGCAUUAUUUUAAUGAGCUUAAAUUGAUUGCAAAGUUAUUUACACUGGAUUUCUGUUCAGUUGCAUAUACAAAAUAUAAAGGAUUUCAGCUAUAAUAUAAGGUUCUGAUGCAGUAUGUGAUGGACUGGCUUCUGGUGUCCAGGAUGGACCCUGUCAUUUGCUCUAAGUCUGCUGGAUAAAGCAAUGAACAAAUUAUGGAUGUAUGAAUGAAUAAUGAAAUAUGUGAUGCUUUGUUGUUGUAUUAUAUUAUUUUUUUGUUUUUCAAGCAUUGUUUUUAAAUGACUUUCAAAUGACAAUGCCAUACUGUAUGGGUCCUUUACUUUUGUUUAUUAAAAUAAACACAUUUUAAUACA